AUGCGCAUCUUCGCCAUCAACCUCACGGCUAUUGCAGCGAUCCUGGCGUGCGUCAAGAGCUCUUCAGGCGAGUCUGUUUCCUCCACCAAAGAUGUCGCCUCCACAGCGUCGCAUCCUGCUGCCGGUCUGAGCACCGACGUCACUGAAAAGAAGUCCCCAGAACAGACCGCUGAAGAGAGGUUUUGGUGGCUAGGGACUUGGAUCGGGUGGGGUAUAGCUGGUUUCAUCCCUGACGAGCUGAAAGCAUCAUCGGUUAUGCCAACCCAUCUUCGACCGACAAGAAACGCAACUCCCGUGAUCCAACUUUCCAAGAAAACAGGCCGGUUUGUUGUGGGGACACAUGGCCGUACCGAGCUUUCACCGAUCGAGAAAGCGACAUUUCUGGCGAAACAAGACGAGCUUUGGGACAAGCUGCAAACGUUGAGGUCCAAGGAUCAAUUGACCACGCCGGAAUCACUUUUGGACUGCGUGAGGGGUUACAAGGAUGACGUCGUGGCUCACGUGGCAGGACGUCUCUCGCUCGAGCCUGACUCAGACGAUCACGAACUUGCUGCGAAAAUGUUCAAUAACCUAUCGGAGCGUUGGUGGAGGACGAAGAGAUCGCUUGACCGUGUCUUCGAUGUGCUGAAGCUGCACGACGGCCGCCUCUUUCACGACAAUAUGCCGAAACUGAAGGCACUGGAAGCCUAUGCCAGGUUCGACACCAGUGUGAAAAACCACAAACAGACGGUCAUUCAGACGCUGAUAAGGAAGUUUGGCGACGGGCUACUGUCGUCGAUCUUGAUGGAUGGCACCGAACAUGCGUUCUGUCACGACAUUGCAACGGAGCUGCAGGACGAGAUGAUGGCGAACUGGAAGGAGAGAAAAAUAACUGCCAAACACGUGACCAUAGAGCUCAGUCCUCGUAAUGGUCACCUUUCUAGUGUCGACAUGAAGACGUUGGCGCGAUACAAGGAGGUGCUGAAGGAGGAAUAG
This is a messenger RNA of Peronospora matthiolae, 975 nucleotides long. The record is from the annotation of a GenBank genome assembly. NCBI's taxonomy places the organism in Eukaryota, Oomycota, Peronosporomycetes, Peronosporales, Peronosporaceae.